GACUUAUGAAAAGUCAACGCGGAAAGGAGUUAUAAAUGAAGGUAGAAGGAACAAGUCUCUGAGAGACGAUUUCACUAAUUAAUUGUACCAUCUAAUAUGGCAAAAUCUCACUCGUCAUCCCGCGCACCGGCGCCAGCCGGCUUCUGGAAGGAAUCCCGCAAGGGUUUCCUGGCAGCCCUAACGACCAGUUUCAUUCUCCUCCAAAUCCUAUUCCUGGGCAACAUGUGCUAUCUCUAUGCGACCCAAUACCAAGAUAGCAGUCGCUUCCACAACCUCAAUUUGUUGUAUGUUGACUACGAUGGAGGCGUGGUGGGCCAGUCCGUCCUUGAUGCCUAUGGAAUAAUGCGUGGCGACAGCUUCCCGUCACUGCAGCAGUCACCCGCCACUAAUUAUCCAGACCCAAGCGAUGUGAGACGGGCAGUUUGUAGUGGUGACUAUUGGGGCGCUAUCUAUACGAAGUCCGGGGCAUCUUCGAAUUUAUCUUCUGCUUUCGCUACCGGUAGUGGCGACCGCAACUCGCUCGCGUAUGUCUGGAAUGGCGCACGGUAUCCGGCAUUCGCACAGAGUGCGAUCUAUUCCAACCUUAUAGCUCUGGUCCAGGUGACCCGGUCAGCAUUCUACUCCCGCAACGCGUCCGACGUGAUGAGUACAGCACCACUCUCGACAAAUCCCGAAAGCCUACAAGCAUUCCUCGACCCGAUCAAAGCAACAGAAGUCAACAUCAAGGUCACUGAACAAGGUACCCGAGUACUCUACAACACUGUUUCAAUGGUGAUGCCAAUCAUUCAGCAAUUCUUCUUCAUGAUGGCCCUGAACGGAAUCUCAUCUCAAUUCCAACUACUCACCAAGCUGAGUCCAACAGCCAAUGGACUCCUGCGGAUGUGUAUAUCUUUCGCCUAUACAUUCUUCGGCUCCCUAUGUAUGGUGGGCUACAUCUGGGCCUUCCGAGAAUCCUGGGCUGUCAACAGCAACCAGUUCGCGCUGUGCUGGAUGAUCAUCUGGCUGUACAUGCACAUCAACUUCCUCAUUGUCGAUAUUCUCACCUCCUUCGUGUCAUUGCGGUUUAUGCCUUUUUGCAUACUGACAUGGGUUAUAAUGAACGUCGCCAGCACCAUCAGUCCCUUCGAGCUCAACCCCGGCUUUUUCCGUUGGGGAUACGCACUUCCUGCUCAUGAGGUGUACCAAGUGCUUGUGCAAGUCUGGAGCGAUGGGUGCGAGAAUCAACUUUAUCGCGCGCUUCCUAUUUUGUUUUCCUGGUGGAUUGCUGGUAUUGUGUUUGUGGUGAUUGCGAUGCGGCAUCGGUGUCAGACUGCGGUGGCGGCUGAAGAGGCUGCUGCUGCUGCCAAGAAAAAGGAGAAGGAUAUCUUGCAGACCAAUUUGUCACGGGGUUCAAGUACGCAGGAUAUUAUCCCGUGGGAUAGACAAGAUACGGUUGAGGCAUCUCAUACGGAACAGGCUGCGUAUGGGCCUAGUUAUCAUACUCCUUUUGUGAGAGAGUGAUGGGGAGCCUUAGCUUUGACGAUGCUUGGUACAGUGCAUUUAGUGAUUCAAUAGAAUAGCAAAAAGCCCACGUUUUACAACUGCGGCCCGCUUUACGAGUAAUGAAUACUGCUCAUCACUGCCUCGUGAGGUUUAAGACUGGUGCGUUUAGGGAAGGGCGGUAAUUCGCUGAAUCACUGUCGGAGCUCUCCGACAGUGGCCA
Molecule: messenger RNA, 1702 nt
Organism: Aspergillus ruber CBS 135680
Lineage: Eukaryota; Fungi; Ascomycota; Eurotiomycetes; Eurotiales; Aspergillaceae
Product: SNG1 family protein
Exons: 1
Coding region: 97-1500 (467 amino acids)
Cellular component (GO): membrane
Source: RefSeq, a predicted model, not a curated record